Messenger RNA from Ictalurus furcatus (blue catfish), 3838 nucleotides. RefSeq names its product NACHT, LRR and PYD domains-containing protein 12-like. Lineage: Eukaryota; Metazoa; Chordata; Actinopteri; Siluriformes; Ictaluridae. The coding region runs from base 323 to 3838 and encodes 1171 amino acids. The record is from RefSeq and is a predicted model, not a curated record. Gene Ontology annotation, molecular function: protein binding. The transcript is spliced from 15 exons.
UAAAUCCAGUCAUUUUGCUGGAUGUUUUGCCCCUCAGUCCGGCCGGGGGUUGUUCCGAACGGGAAGUGACGUCAAUGCAGACCCUCUAUUCGGACAUACUGCCCCUCUGAGAUUUAGGACGCAGCCAAGAAGUUUCUUGACUCCAUUUUGUUGCUGUUGGAAAAGGGGAAAAAAACUUCAACACCAGACAGAAACGGUGAUAUUAAUGUCAAACCUGGACUGUUGACUGAAAGAGUGUCAGUAAUUCCAGCAGAAGAGAUCAGCAUCUUCAGGACUCAGCUGUGUGUCCAUGAGCUGUCUGUGUUUACACUAAUAUUCAAACAUGGAGACCCCUGACCUGGACACAGAUAAUGUGACUCCACCCUCAAACAACCAUAAACUACAGAGAAAGAGAUCAGACUCACCAGAACCCAGCUGUGUCUCCAUGAAGAGCGAUGCGUCUAUGGAUCCUCCUCGGAACUUUAGAAAUAGAGACUCCUCACCUGACAACAGUAAACUACAGAGAAAGAGAUCAGACUCCCCAGAACCCAGCUGUGUCUCCAUGAAGAGUGAUGCGUCUAUGGAUCCUCCUCGGAACUUUAAAAAUGGAAACCCCUCGUCUGUACACAGUAAACUACAGAGAAAGAGAUCAGACUCACCAGAACCCAGCUGUGUCUCCAUGAAGAGCGAUGCGUCUAUGGAUCCUCCUCGGAACUUUAGAAAUAGAGACUCCUCACCUGACAACAGUAAACUACAGAGAAAGAGAUCAGACUCCCCAGAACCCAGCUGUGUCUCCAUGAAGAGUGAUGCGUCUAUGGAGUCUCCUCUGACCUUUAGAAAUAAAGACUCCUCAUCUGUACACAGGAGAUCAGACUCACCAGAACCCAGCUGUGUCUCCAUGAAGAGUGAUGCGUCUAUGGGUCAUCCAGAGAACUUUAGAAAUGAAGACUCCUCAUCUGUACACAGUGUUCUACAGAAGUCAGGAGACAGAAGAGAAAAGAACAUCAUCACAGCUACAGGACACGACCCGGAACCUGCUGCUGUAAAUGACUUCCAGAAAAAGUUCAAAUUAAAUCUGGUGAAGAAGUUUCAGUGUUUAAAUGGGGUGAUGAUAAACCCGGAAAACCGAACACUCCUGAAUGAGAUCUACACAGAGCUCUACAUCACCGAGGGAGACAUUGGAGACGUCACUAAAGAACAUGAAGUGAGACAGAUCGAGGCAGCAUCCAGGAGAAUAACAACAGAGGAAACACCAAUCAAAUGUAAUGACAUCUUUAAGCCUUUACCUGAUCAAGACAAACCCCUCAGAACUGUGCUGACAAAGGGAGUCGCUGGCAUCGGAAAAACAGUUUCUGUGCAGAAGUUCAUUCUGGACUGGGCUGAAGGGAAAGUAAAUCAGGACGUCCAGCUCAUGUUUCCACUUCCUUUCAGAGAGCUGAAUUUGAUGAAGGACCAGAAACUGAGUCUGAUGGAUCUCCUUCAUGUCUGUUUUAAUGAAAUAAAAGAAACAGAAAUGUCCAGUUUGGAAAAGGUUCUGUUUAUUUUUGACGGAUUGGACGAGUAUCGUUUUCCUCUGGAUUUCCAGAACACAGUGAGAGUGUGUGAUGUAACUGAAUCAGCAUCAGUGCAUGUGCUGCUGAUAAACCUGAUCAAAGGGAAUCUGCUUCCCUCUGCUCUCAUCUGGAUCACCUCCCGACCAGCAGCAGCUGAUCAAAUCCCCUCUGAGUGUGUCCAUCGAGUCACAGAGGUACGAGGGUUCAAUGACCCACAGAAGGAGGAGUACUUCAGGAAGAGGAUCAGUGAUCAGAGCCUGGCCAAUAACAUCAUCACACACCUGAAGUCAUUAAGAAGCCUCUACAUCAUGUGCCACAUCCCAGUCUUCUGCUGGAUUUCAGCCACUGUUCUAGAGAGAAUGUUGGAUGAAGCAGAGAGUGGAGAGAUGCCCAAGACUCUGACUCAAAUGUACACAUAUUUCCUCAUCAUUCAGACAAACAUCAUAAGAGAAAAGUACUCAAAGAAGCAGGAGAGUGAUGAAGAAAUGCUUCUCAAACUGGGACAACUGGCUUUUCAGCAGCUGAUGAAAGGCAACCUGAUCUUCUAUGAGGAAGACCUGAGAGAGUGUGGCAUUGAUGUGAGAGAAGCAGCAGUGUACUCAGGUGUGUGUACGCAGAUCUUCAGAGAAGAGUUUGGGCCUCACCAGAGUAAAGUGUACUGCUUUGUUCAUCUGAGCAUUCAGGAGCAUCUCGCAGCUCUGUAUGUGCACCUGACAUUCAUGAAGGAAAAGAGAAAUGUUCUUAUACAGAGUCGGGUCUUUAAGACAAUUUCAGAUGUCCACAAGAGUGCUGUAUAUCAGGCCUUAAAGAGUCAGACUGGACAUCUGGAUCUUUUCCUUCGUUUUCUUCUGGGUCUCUCACUGGAGUCCAAUCAGAAACUCUUACAUACCUUAGUAACACACACAGGAAAUAUCUCCCAGACAGGAAAGGGGGACACAGUACAGUACAUCAAGGAGAAGAUCAGUAGAAAUCCCCCUACAGAGAAAUCCAUCAAUCUGUUCCACUGUCUGAAUGAACUGGAGGACAAUUCUCUAGUGGAGGAAAUCCAACGCUACCUGAAAUCUGGAAAACAAAGUGAACUCUCUUCUUCACAGUGGUCUGCUCUGGUGUUUGUCUUACUGACAUCAGCAGAGGAGCUGGAGGAAUUUGACCUGAGUAAAUAUAUCUCUACAGAUAAAAUAAGAGAUGAGAUUCUUGUGAAGGUGAUGCCUGUGAUUGCAGCAUCCAGAAAAGCAAUUAUCAGGUGUGAUACAAUUCAAAAAAGUGGUUGGUCAGCUCUGGCCUCAGUGCUCAGCUCAGAAACCUCCAAUCUGAGAGAACUGCAUCUGACUGUGGAUACACUGGAUCUGUCUGGGAAUAAACUAGGAGACUCAGGAGUGAAGCGUCUCUCUGCUCCACUGGAGAAUCCUCAGUGUAAAGUAAAAAAUCUGAAGUUGCGUAAUUGUGGUGUCUCAAGUAAAGGCUGUUCUGGUCUGACUUCAGCUCUGAGAUCAAACCCCUCACACCUGAGAGAACUGCAUCUGUCUGGGAAUUAUCUAGGAGACUCAGGAGUGAAGAGUCUCUCUGCUGGACUGGAGAAUCCUCACUGUAAACUGGAGAUACUGAAGUUGGAGUAUUGUGAUAUCUCAGAUGAAGGCUGUGCUGCUCUGGUUGCAGCUCUGAGAUCAAACCCCUCACACCUGAGAAAACUGGAUCUGUCUAUAAAUAAACUAGGAGAAUCAGGAGUGAAGAGUCUCUCUGCUGUACUGGAGAAUCCUCUCUGUAAACUGGAGAAACUGAACUUGCGUGAGUGUGGUAUCAUAGAUGAAGGCUGUGCUGCUCUGACUUCAGCUCUGAGAUCAAACCACUCACACCUGAGAGAACUGGAUCUGUCCUGGAAUAAACUAGGAGACUCAGGAGUGAAGAGUCUUUCUGCUGGACUGGACAAUCCUCACUGUAAACUGGAGAUACUGGGGUUGCGUGGUUGUGAUAUCUCAGGUGAAGGCUGUGCUGCUCUGACUUCAGCUCUGAGAUCAAACCCCUCACACCUGAGAGAACUGGAUCUGUCUAAGAAUAAACUAGGAGACUCAGGAGUGAAGAGUCUCUCUGCUGUACUGGAGAAUCCUCACUGUAAACUGGAGAAACUGAAGUUGCGUUAUUGUGGUAUCUCAGAUGAAGGCUGUGCUGCUCUGACUUCAGCUCUGAGAUCAAACCCCUCACACCUGAGAGAACUGGAUCUGUCCUGGAAUAAAAUAGGAGAAUCAGAAGAGGAGUAUCUCUCUGCUCUGAAGAAUGAUGAACAUUACAAACUACAGAUACUGAGGUGA